AGUAACAGCUUUGCGUGCUAUCGUUGUGAAUGGUGAGAAGAUUGAUGAAGAGGCGUGCUAAUUAAUUAACAGUUUUUUAAUGUUUCGUGCGGAUUAAGAAAGUGAUGGGAUGCGCAUAUGAAUCCAAAUAAAGCUAUGGUUCUGUGAGAAGUGAACAACGUGUGAUUUUUAUAAUUACUGGUUUAGCCAAACAUGAUUGAUGUGAGUGUGUAUGGAAAUCAUGCAAUGCACGCGAGUGGAUUUCAAAGUAACGAACCAGGAUCAGAUGGAUAUCCUUACUUAUCAUCAAACCAUCAUCAUCACCACUAUCACUACUAUCGACAAUCUGGAUCAGCAGAGUGUAGCAGUUCAGCUGAGCCUAUAACGUUUCCUUCCCAGGCUCUGGGGAAUUCCAGCAAUACUAGUGUAAAUUGCACCAACUCCUCAAAUCCUGUACAGCAGCAGCCUUUUUCACAUAGUCAUUUGUACAGUCCAUCAGCAGUGGAAUAUGGAAUUACAACAUCGAAUUCACCCUCUGAAUUGUACUUCGACAGUGAUACGCACAACAUGUUCUACAGCAGUCAAGCGCCAGCCGGGCCGUUCCAGCAAACGCGUAUCAUAAGUGCAGAUAAUGGUUUGAGCUAUACUAAUCUAGAUUAUAUGUAUAGCACACAAGAUUGCGGCGAUGGCUUAGUUAACACGGAAAACAAGUACAAUGUACAUCGUUACGCUACUUUUGGAAUACCUCCUUCGAGUGAAAGUAUCAGUGAACAUCAACAAACGCCUAGCAGUUCGUGGCAAUCGCAAUUGUUUUCCGAAAACACCACACAGAAUUGUGUAACUAUUUGCCCUUCUCUGAACAGCUUAGAACCACAAGAAUUGAAUUCAGCCCGCCUGGAUAAAGAUUCUAAGAUAGGUCACCUAAAUCAGGUCGGAGACUUAAUCAGCGACGGCAAUAAUUCCUUACUUCAACUAAGAAAUGAGCAUUUGUCGCAACAAAAACAACAGAAUGCACCGACUUACAAAUGGAUGCAGGUUAAAAGAAAUGUGCCAAAACCCCAAAACCACAAACCGUCACCUCAAACUGUAACGGAGUUCCACAUAAAUCAUCACAUUGUAGAUCCACUGAGAGGAAUUCCGAGUGAACAUAGCAUGGGUCACAUUGAUACAUCCCAUCAUACCAGUUAUUUGAUAAAUAACACGAGUACUGGCAGAACAAACUUCACAAACAAGCAACUGACAGAGUUAGAGAAGGAAUUUCAUUUCAAUAAGUAUCUGACCAGAGCACGACGCAUCGAAAUAGCAAAUUCAUUACAUCUGAAUGAAACGCAGGUAAAAAUUUGGUUCCAAAAUCGACGAAUGAAACAGAAAAAGCGAAUCAAAGAGGGUUUAGUUCCACCAGAUUCGAAGUGCUCAUCUCCGAAGUUGAAUACCAGCAAUUCGUCCGAAAGUAACGUUAUCAAACAUCCAAACUCCGAAAGCAAUGAUAACAGCCGUGAAUCCGUUACAUUGUGAACAGUCAAACAAUUUAUGAAGUUACUAAUUAAGUGAGCUUGAGCUUUUAUGUGGUAAUUUUUAUUAUUUACAUUCAAUAUCUAUUUAUGUUUGUAUCAAUGCGGUCAUUCCACAACACUAUUGAACUUUUCAAAUAUUGAAAAAAAUAUUAGAUGAUUUUAUAAAUUGAAUUAUGCAAAAUUAUCCUCGUGACAUUUUUUAAGUUUAGUUUUAAUUGUUAAGGAUGGCUGAGAAUUUUAGCCAAUUUAAAGGUAGAGAAAAAGGAAUUCUACGAUAAUUUUCAACUAGUCAUGUCACGAAUGUUUCAUAGUUCAGGUUUUGAAAUUAAUGUUAUUCAUAUCAGGGUGGGAUAGUAAAACGAAAUGUGUGCUGCGUUUUCGAAGUCAUCAAACCAUGUUUCAGUUUAAUAAUCAACUCUUAAAUUUGCUAAAUAUGGUAGCUCACGGACUUCUGUUUUCGAAGACAAAAUUCUACUGCCUCCAGAACUUUAUAUUAAUCUGUUUAUCAAAACAACAAAUUGUACGAAAUUUCACUCAAAUUCAACAAUUCUAAUGCGGUUUUCAUCAUCUUCAAAGUACGAAAUUUGUGAAAGAAGUUAAAUUUUCCACUAAACUCUUUUAGUAAUUUCAUGCAAUACAUUUGUAUUAUUAGAACUUGAUUUAAGUGAAUAUUUGAAGUCAGAAACAUCUUCAAGUAAUGCGAAAAAAAUAAAGUCUCGAUUAUCUUGAUAAGAGCAAAUUUAAACAAUCAAAAAUGUAGCCUGAUUGAUUUCAGUAUGAGUCUUUAGAGGUGAUUUCAAAUUGUUUUUAACAGCAGCAGAUUUUUAAGCAUAUUUUUUUAUGAGUUUUUCAAUAUCAUUUUUAUAAAACAAAAAUUAUCUUCCUAUAAUAACAAACCACGGAAAAGCGAAAGGCAUGCAUUAAAUAUGUAGAAGCUAUUCGCUGCUCAAUAAAAAAAAUGUAUUAAAAAUGGUUAUCGUCAAACUAGCCACAUUCCUCCGGAUAUUUUUUUAUCAAUGCACACAUGCGAAUUUUACAGAACCCAUUUUUUAAGAAUCAUUUUUGAAAAUAUAGGCGUUAUUAAGCGAGUUAUAGAGCAUUAUAGCUUACCAAAAUUGGUAUGGUGUCUUCGAAAAGGUCAAAUCAUACUUGUUUUGUACAUCAAUUCACAUGUGUAUACAGCUCAUUUAAGAAAAAUACGUCAAUGGUGAUAUUGAGUUGUAACUGAUAACUGGUGCAUUUAUAUCAACUUGAAAAGAGAUUGAUAUUGCAAUUUCAACGAGAAUAUUUUAUUGAACCUCACCAAUUGACAUGCUAAACUGCAUUUUCCUUAAUAAGUGAUUCCAACAGGCUCUUUUUUAGUAAUUUCAUUGAAAGAAAAUAUACCAAAACUUCUAAACAUAAUUGAUAUUUAUACAAAUAAGAAAACAUACCUUAAAUCAAAAGCAGAAUACAUUAAAAAGACUAAAAAAAUAGCAAAAACACAGUAACUUAUAAAAUAGUAUAUUUACGAAAUACUAUAAAUGACAUCGGAUGUUCCUCUUUAAAUAAUAAGUAAUGAAAAUUGUAGUUAAAAAAUAAAAUAGAAUCUGUUGCAACACGUGU
Molecule: messenger RNA, 3098 nt
Organism: Uranotaenia lowii
Lineage: Eukaryota; Metazoa; Arthropoda; Insecta; Diptera; Culicidae
Product: homeotic protein labial-like
Exons: 4
Coding region: 193-1494 (433 amino acids)
Biological process (GO): regulation of transcription by RNA polymerase II
Cellular component (GO): nucleus
Molecular function (GO): DNA-binding transcription factor activity, RNA polymerase II-specific; RNA polymerase II cis-regulatory region sequence-specific DNA binding
Source: RefSeq, a predicted model, not a curated record